CUCUUCUUCGUUUCUCUCACGUCUAUUAUUUUUCUCUCAUCUUUUAUUAUUUUAUAGAACCAAUCAGAUUUGCAGUUUCUGAAGAAAUGGAAUUUGUGAAAACCUCUCCACCAAUAUAUGAAUGUCUCCUCUUUGAUUUGGAUGAUACACUUUACCCUUUCAGCUCUGGUUUAUCAGACGCAUGCACCAACAACAUUAUAGAAUUUAUGGUUGAAAAGCUUGGAAUAGAUGAAGAGGGAGUAGUUGAGCUAAAUGAUAUUCUUUACAAGAAACAUGGAACUACAAUGGCUGGUCUUAAGGCUGUGGGCUAUGAAUUCGACAAUGACGAGUACCACAGCUUUGUUCAUGGGAGAUUACCUUAUGAAAACCUUAAACCGGACCCGGUUCUGAGAAAUCUCCUCACUAGUCUACCUUUCCGAAAACUGGUUUUCUCGAAUGGAGAUGAUGGUCAUGUGAUGAGGGCUCUAAAAAGACUCGGCAUUGAAGACUGUUUUGAGAGAAUUAUAAGUUUCGAGACCUUGAAUCCUGUGAUCAACGAGGCUGCUGAGGUUUCUUGCGAGACAGGUCAUCUUCCCGAGAAUCCAGUUAUCUGUAAACCAACCGAGAUUGCUUUCGAGAAAGCAUUCGAAAUCGCUCAGCUUGAUCCUCACAAAACCUUGUUCUUCGACGACAGUGUCCGGAACAUCCAAACCGGAAAAGCCGUUGGUCUCCAUACAGUAUUGGUUGGUAAAUCAGAAAAGGUGGAUGGAAGUGAUUACGCGUUAGAAAGCAUUCACAACAUGAAAGAGGCAUUUCCAGAGUUAUGGUUGGAAUCCAACAUCAACGACAAAGAAUCUGAAAGAAUUGUUUACGCUACACAGAUCUCGAUUGAAACUACUAUUCAAGCUUAAACUUUACAUGUGCUCCUCAACUGAUCUUUCCGUAUUUAAUGAAUGUUUCAAUAAAAUAAAAUAUAUAUCCAUUCGUAUCUUGUAUUGAAUACGUUGAUAUAUUGUAACUUUGUUUAUAGUGUUGUGUUAUGUACUAGUAAAAGAUCCAAUUAAGUAAUUUUCACUUGAUA
Camelina sativa (false flax) is the source of this 1060-nucleotide messenger RNA. RefSeq lists its product as uncharacterized. The record is from RefSeq and is a predicted model, not a curated record. NCBI's taxonomy places the organism in Eukaryota, Viridiplantae, Streptophyta, Magnoliopsida, Brassicales, Brassicaceae.